Caenorhabditis angaria is the source of this 382-nucleotide messenger RNA. NCBI's taxonomy places the organism in Eukaryota, Metazoa, Nematoda, Chromadorea, Rhabditida, Rhabditidae. The record is from the annotation of a GenBank genome assembly.
AUGAAAUUUCCCUAUUUAUUUGCUGAAAUCAUUUCUGAAUUUCACGAAAUUCACCGAAAACCAGAUUUUUCCAAGAAACCAAAAUUGGAAAAAUCUGAAAUUCCAGCACCCAGAAGACAUUCUGUGCUGAUACAAGUUGGAGUGGUGAGUUAGCCUAACUUCUUACAAAAAAAACAUUCGAAAUUUUAAAUUUCUACAGGACGAGGUUCCGAUUUUACGACACUCCGAAGAUUCUCAAAAAUUCUCCAAAGAUCCGCGGCGAAAAUCAGCGCCAGGACAAUUUUCGCAAAAAACAUCGCUCAAAGAAAAAAUCGAGAAAAAAUUAAAGGAACAUCAUGGUAGAUCAAGAAGUGCCAGUGUAUCGUAUCGGGUCUUGAAGUGA